AUGUCCAUGGUAUACUUCAAUAUCUUUCUAGCCUUCAUCGUAUCUCUCGUAGGAUUACUCAUAUACCGAUCCCACCUCAUAUCCUCCCUACUUUGCUUAGAAGGCAUGAUAUUAUCCCUAUUUGUAAUAAUAUCAGUAACAAUCCUAAAUAACCAUUUUACACUAGCUAGCAUAGCCCCCAUUAUCCUGCUUGUAUUCGCGGCUUGCGAGGCGGCCCUGGGACUAUCACUCCUAGUAAUAGUAUCCAACACAUAUGGAACUGAUUAUGUACAAAAUCUAAACCUCUUACAAUGCUAA
Molecule: messenger RNA, 297 nt
Organism: Callorhinus ursinus (northern fur seal)
Lineage: Eukaryota; Metazoa; Chordata; Mammalia; Carnivora; Otariidae
Source: the annotation of a RefSeq genome assembly